UACUUUCUUCUCAGAAUCAAAACAUUAUGGCUGUCACCACCUUCACUGAGGAAAACACUUCUUCCCUUCCCCCAAAAAGAAUAUUCAAGGCUUCCAUUGUUGAUUCUCAUAACUUGAUCCCGAAGUUGAUGCCACAAGCUAUUAAAAGCAUUGAAGUUCAAGGUGAUGGAGGUGCUGGAAGCAUCAAGACCAUCAAUUUUCCUGACGGUGGAAAUUUUAAGUCCAUAAAGUAUCGUGUUGAUGAGCUUAACGAGGAGACAUACACAUAUAAGUACACAUUGGUCGAAGGUGACGGACUGGUAGACAAUCUUGAGAAAAUAACUUACGACGUGAAGUUUGAGCAGUCAGCAGAUGGUGGUUCCAUCUCUAAGGUGACUAGCACAUACUACACUCUGGGAGAUUUCAAGCUCAAGGAAGAGGAAAUCAAGGCAGGCAAAGAGAAGGUCUUGGCUAUGUUCAAAGCUGUCGAAGCCUAUCUCAUUCAGAACCCUGAAGCCUAUGCUUAGAGGGUUGCUAUGUUAUGGGAUGCUGGUUUUCUCUCUGAGUCCUAAAUUUGUGUUUGGUUUGUGGCAGCAAUAAGUAUCUUCUGAUGUGCAAUAAUGUUGUUGGCUGUUUUUAUGGUUAAAUAGAUGGUAAUCUUGAAGUGUUUUCUGUACCGGUCUGCAUCUUCAUUUGUGAUUUGCUCGAAAAGU
This is a messenger RNA of Lycium ferocissimum, 692 nucleotides long. Its product is annotated as major allergen Pru ar 1-like. Gene Ontology annotation, cellular component: cytoplasm; nucleus. Gene Ontology annotation, biological process: defense response; abscisic acid-activated signaling pathway. The transcript has 2 exons. Lineage: Eukaryota; Viridiplantae; Streptophyta; Magnoliopsida; Solanales; Solanaceae. Bases 27 to 506 code for a protein of 159 amino acids. The record is from RefSeq and is a predicted model, not a curated record. Gene Ontology annotation, molecular function: signaling receptor activity; protein phosphatase inhibitor activity; abscisic acid binding.